AUUCAGGCAGUGAUGAGGAUUUCAUGGUGGAAGAUGAUGAUGACAGUGAUUAUGGUCGCUCCAAGAAGAAGAAGGAUUCAGGCAGUGAUGAGGAUUCAGGCAGUGAUGAGGAUUUCAUGGUGGAAGAUGAUGAUGACAGUGAUAAUGGUCGCUCCAAGAAGAAGAAGGUGGUUAAAAAAUCUAAACCAGAGCGAAGGGAGAGAAAAGUACCUAAGCCACGACUAAAAGCCAGAGAUGAAGACUAUGGAAGAGCUGCAGCACCACCUACAAAGAAAUCUCGUGCAUCACCCAGAGAGGUUAAAGAAAAGAAAAGGCCUGUAAAAAAUUCACAGGAAGAGAGUGAGGAGUCUGAAAAAGAUACAAAGAAAACCAAAAAAGAAGAGGACAACUCUGCAGAGGAAGACAUUGGUAGUGACGAUGAUGUUGCAGCAGGUGAUGGAAAAGACGAUAGUGACUAUGAGAGCCCCCAAAAAAGUAAAAUGGUCAAAAAGCCUACACCUGACAAGAAGAGCACUCCAAAAUCAAGGAAGAAAACUUCCCCAGAUGAUAUUGAUGAUGAAAAAGAUAAACGCAAAAAUGUCCGCCAGCAAGGACAAGCCGCAUCCAAAGCUGUUUCUAAGCAGAGGGAAAUGUUGAUGGGUGAUGCGGGCAGUGAAGAGGAGGAGCCAGAGGAGGAGGAAGAAGCACAAUUUCUAGAAAAGGAUUCAGGCAGUGAUGAGGAUUUCAUGGUGGAAGAUGAUGAUGACAGUGAUUAUGGUCGCUCCAAGAAGAAGAAGAUGGUUAAAAAAUCAAAACCAGAGCGAAGGGAGAGAAAAGUACCUAAGCCACGACUAAAAGCCACAGUAACACCAAGUCCAGUAAAGGCCAAAGCAAAAACUCGCCCAGCCUCAAAGGCACCCAAGGAGAAAUCUCCGUCGCCUAAAGCAGAGGAAGAAGAGGAGGAGGAGGAUGAUCCUGAGACACCCCCACCAAAGAAGAAACCUGCAAGCCCUGCACAGGAGAAGUCUGGAGAAGAGGGUUCUGAUGAAGAAGCUCAGUCCGCGGAGGACUUGCCUGUUGUGUUUAGGGAGUUGUGGGUUGGGUAUGUGGGUGUGAGGGUGAAUAUUGGGAAGAUUUUAUUAAAAAAUACAAAAAACAAAAGUUAAGAAAAGGAAAAAAGAAGCCAGGUUGGAGAUAAAACAUGAUUAAGGCAACUGCUUGACUCGUGCACCACCAAUUCUGUCUUUCAUUUGUUUUAAGAGUUACAUAUGCGCUUUUUUAUUUUUAUUUUAUUUUUUAUUCAGCAGAAGGUGAACCUUUUUUGCCAUUGGGGGGUUAAUGGUCAGUCUUUCCCAUCACCUGUAUGAAAUAAAGCCAUGCACAUUUUUAAUAAGUUUGCAUUGGUAAGAUGU
Pelobates fuscus (common spadefoot toad) is the source of this 1391-nucleotide messenger RNA. Its product is annotated as nuclear ubiquitous casein and cyclin-dependent kinase substrate 1-like. Gene Ontology annotation, biological process: double-strand break repair via homologous recombination; interstrand cross-link repair. The record is from RefSeq and is a predicted model, not a curated record. Gene Ontology annotation, molecular function: single-stranded DNA binding; double-stranded DNA binding. Gene Ontology annotation, cellular component: cytoplasm. The transcript has a single exon. The coding region runs from base 24 to 1145 and encodes 373 amino acids. Lineage: Eukaryota; Metazoa; Chordata; Amphibia; Anura; Pelobatidae.